Molecule: messenger RNA, 10606 nt
Organism: Salvelinus namaycush (lake trout)
Lineage: Eukaryota; Metazoa; Chordata; Actinopteri; Salmoniformes; Salmonidae
Product: activating molecule in BECN1-regulated autophagy protein 1-like
Exons: 19
Coding region: 277-4482 (1401 amino acids)
Biological process (GO): autophagy
Cellular component (GO): intracellular membrane-bounded organelle
Molecular function (GO): protein binding
Source: RefSeq, a predicted model, not a curated record
UCUGGCCAGUUGGCUAAUGUUUCGGAGAACAUGGGCUAAUAGCUAGCCUAGCUACACUGCUAGUUUGCUAACCACAGUCGGUCAACACAAUAUAAAAACAUCGGAGAAAAUAAAACAUAAAUAUACGAGACAGUUUCAGGCGCUAGUAAAAGUCUAAUAUAUGUAACUAGUUAAGUCGUCAAUAACAUCCAACCGUAGCAGUGGGAAAAGACCCUUUGGUGACUGAGACCAACAAACACCAGUGUGAAGGAGAGGGAGGAAGGCCUGAUCUUUGAGAUGACUGUCUACCCAAAGAAUUCCGUGCGGAUCUUAUUUGCCCGGGAGCGUGGGACCCGCGGCCUUGGCUCCCAGCGCCUCCUGCAGCAGCUUGUUGAGGAGAAGACCCGGAGGAUGAAAUGGCAGAGUCAGAAAGUGGAGUUGCCGGACAGCCCUCGUUCUACCUUCCUGUUGGCUUUUAGCCCGGACAGGACCUUAAUGGCCUCCACUCAUGUCAACCACAACAUUUAUAUCACAGUGAUUAAGACAGGGAAGUGUGUUCACUCUCUGGUUGGCCAUCGCCGCACUCCUUGGUGUCUGACCUUUCACCCUACCAUCCCUGGUUUGGUGGCUUCGGGAUGUCUGGAUGGAGAGGUUCGCAUCUGGGACCUGCAUGGUGGCAGUGAGAGCUGGUUCACUGAGAGCAAUGUGGCCAUUGCCUCCCUGGCCUUUCACCCUACUGCCCAGCUCCUUCUCAUAGCAACAAACAAUGAGGUUCACUUCUGGGACUGGAGUAGGAGGGAGCCAUUUGCCCUGGUCAAGACUGCCAGCGAGACCGAGAGAGUCAGACUGGUGAGGUUUGACCCACUGGGUCAUUACCUGUUGACCGCUAUAGUGAAUCCCUCUAACCAACAGCAGAGUGAUGAUGACUCUGAGGUCCCCAUGGAUAGCAUGGAGAUGCCCCACUUUCGCCAUCGAUCCUUCCUUCAGUCCCAACCGGUCCGGCGUACCCCCAUUCUCCACAACUUCCUGCACAUCCUGUCAUCGAGGAACUCAGGCUCACAGUCUGAGGAGCAGCAGCAUCCUGCACCCGCUGUCAAUAGUGCUGCUGACUAUCCUAGUCUUCCCUCAGGACGUUAUUCCGCCCUGCGGAAUCGCUCCCGACCCCCCUACCAGGGUUGUGUGCAACACCUUGGUAUGGUUUGCUUCUGCAGUCGGUGCUCUGCCACCCAAGCCCCUUCACCAUCUGGAGAGGACCCCUCUGACCCUGAGAGCCUGGAGACCCAAUCCUAUGCCUCCACCUUCUCCUCUGCUCGCACUGAGCCCCGGCAGCCCUCUGAGCCUCGCUCCUCACACCGUCCCUCUGCCUUCAGCAGUGUGUACGGCGGUGCUAGAGGACACUCUUUGCGCACUCCAUCUUCAGGCCACCAGCAGCCAGGCCGGGAGGGUUCUGGGCGACUGGCGGGGGCAGACUGGAUGGGUAGCAUGCUCAACAUGCGGCCUGAGCGUAGUGGGGGUGUUGGGGUAUCUCCACCCAGGACUAGUGCAUCGUCUGUCAGCCUGCUGUCUGUGCUGAGGCAGCAAGAGUGCUCCUAUCAGUCGCCUGUCUACACCUCUGCCACAGAGGGAGGAAGCUUUCCCCCAGCUGUUAUGAGCCCCCACACCAGUGGAAACAGCUCUGUAGAUGGACCCAGCACUAGUAGUGGACACCACUCUCUUGGGGAGGGAGGGAGCAACAGCCCCACCUCUAUCCGUAACGUGCUGCAGUGCAACUUGAAUCGCUACUUCAUGGAGUAUGAUCGCAUGCAGGAAAUGGAGCAGUCAGGUGGCGCUGGUAGAGAGAGCAGCCAAGAGCAACAGACACGGGAGAUGCUCAAUAAUAACAUAGACUCUGAGUGGCCUGUCACACCUCAUUAUCAUCCCCCCCACAGCAGUGAUGGUAGUUCUGGUCCCUUCCGCAGCCAUAUGAAUCGCUGCAGGGUCUGUCACAACCUGUUCACGUUUAACCAAGGUACGCAGCGCUGGGAGCGCACCGGCCAGACCCCAUCACAAGAGGAGGGGAGCACCUCAUUGCAGCCCCCAAGCCCCAACCCUGCCUUUCACAACAUGAGGCAGACUGUGCUACAGGAUCCCCAGUCCUCUGACAGGAGACAGUUAGCACAGCCACAGCCCAGUGCUGAUGAACCUGGAGGGGACACAGCCUUCCCUCACCGGGGAACCCCCAGCCCGCAGAGAGAACAGGCAGUGGGGUCGGUGUAUAAUCAGGAGACAGUCCAGUGGGAGAGGGUUUACAGACAGUCUGCCAGUCCAAGUCCAGCGGUGAAUGUACCACAAGAGGCCUUAAACCAAGAAAUGCCUGACGAAAGCCCUGAUGACGAUUACCUGAGAAGGAGACUUUUGGAGUCAUCUCAUAUGUCGCAGUCUCGGUAUGACAUAUCUGGCUCCCGGGACCAUCCCAUUUAUCCAGAUCCUGCCAGGUUGUCACCUGCUGCAUAUUACGCCCAGCGGAUGAUUCAGUACUUAUCUCGGCGGGACAGCAUUCGCCAACGAUCACUGCGCUACCAGAGCCGACUGCGGCCUCUCUCAUCCACCUCGGAUAGCCCAGGAAGCAACUCCUCCCCCUCCGUUGAGAGCAACGAGGCGGACUUUGAGGAGUUUGAGGAUAACAGUGAUCGCGCCAGACACAGGGCUCCACGCAACGCUCGUAUGUCUGCCCCCUCGCUUGGCAGAUUUGUUCCCCGGAGGUUCCUACUGCCUGAGUAUCUGCCAUAUGCUGGCAUCUUCCACCAUGAGAGGGGCCAGCCUGGCCUGGCCACCCAUUCUUCUGUCAACAGGAUCCUAGCAGGUGCGGUUAUUGGUGACGGUCAGUCAGCUGUGGCCAGUAACAUCGCCAACACUACCUACCGCCUCCAGUGGUGGGACUUCACCAAGUACGACCUACCUGAAAUCAGCAACUCCUCUGUCAACGUGCUGGUGCAGAACUGCAAGAUCUACAAUGACGCCAGCUGUGACAUCUCUGCAGACGGGCAGCUCCUGGCUGUGUUCAUACCCAGCAGCCAGCGGGGCUUCCCAGACGAGGGCAUCCUGGCCAUCUACUCUCUGGCGCCUCACAACCUGGGAGAGAUGCUCUACUCCAAGAGAUUCGGUCCUAAUGCCAUUUCUGUCAGCCUGUCCCCAAUGGGCCACUACGUGAUGGUGGGCUUGGCCUCUCGUAGGAUCCUGCUCCAUCACAACACAGACCACAUGGUAGCGCAAGUGUUACGCCUGCAGCAGCCCCAUGGUGGAGAGACUUCCAUGAGGAGAAUGUUUGAUGUGGUGUACCCCAUGGCCGCUGAUCAGCGGAGACACGUCAGCAUCAACUCGGCCCGCUGGCUCCCAGAACCUGGCCUGGGGCUUGCAUACGGUACCAACAAGGGAGACCUAGUCAUCUGCAGACCUGUAGAUGCCCAGUCAGACGGAGACGGCCCCGCUGAGCACAGUGAGCCCGUAUUUGCUGUCAACAACAAUCGAGGCGGUGGUACCGGUGGGAGCCGCGACGGAGAGCGGCCAGGGAGCAGCAGGGCCCCCUUGAGGUCUGAAAGGGACAUGGGACUUAUGAACGCCAUCGGUCUCCAGCCCCGUCACCCUACCCCCGUUGCGACAUCACAAGGCACACAGACACUCGUCCCACAGCUUCAGAAUGCCGAAACACAGACACACACAUUCCGGGCCUCCGAAGCAACAGACACGAACAAGGUCUCAACAUGCUGCGUUUAUUUCCUUCCUCCCCGAGUUGGUGGACACAUAAGGGACCUUCAUCCAGGCAGCAGCACAGACACGACACCGUCUCUGUCAGCCGAGGCCUCCACAGAGGCCAGCACCACCUUGGCUAACCCAGGGGAAUCUCAAGACCAGGGCAGUGGGGAGGACGCUGUUUCUCGGCUCCGCGGGCUGAUCGCUGAGGGUGGUUUGACGGCCGUGGUCCAGAGGGAGCAGAACACCACCACGGGCAGCUUCGGUAACAGCAUCAUCGUUAGCCACUGCAUCCACCGCGGCUCCCAGACUGGGACAGAGGCUCCGGGUGGAGGCAGAGGCACCCAGGGCAGGGGUCAGGGUGGUGGUGAUGGUUGGACGUCCCUCUCUCCGCCCCACCGUGGCACUCUGUCGUUCACAGAGCCCACCUCCCGUAUUCUGACCCACCAGAGCAUGGUGCAGCUGGGUGAGAGCUCAGCCUUCCUGUUAGAGCCCUCUGGGGCCCAUAGCAGGACAGUAGCACCUCUCCCCUCCCAGUACAUCACAGUCUCUUCUCAUCUCAGCCCUCAGGGGCCCAUUGGGGUGGAGGAGGGGGCCGAUGGGACCCCUAUGGACACAGACGAUGCGUUUGAGGGUGUGGGACUUGUCGAUGAUCUAGAUCUACACGUGCCCUCUGCUUCCUCCUCCUCUUCUUCAACCCUGUCGCCUGUUGUCUCCCCUCUCGACAACAACAGCUACAGUGCCAGUUACCAUGGAGACCCCUACAGUCGAUAGAUGGUCAUGUGCUUUCCAUAUCCAUCUGAUCUCUACCUAGAAGACUCUCCUUCCUCUAGCCUUAUUACAUUGACUACUGUUUUUCUGGAGGCUUCCAAUCCCAACAAUGAAAUGAGGCACUUAAAACUUCAUCCUACUCCUACAUUGCAUGUGGUGUUUUCUAUCCAGUAGUAGGCUGGAUGAGACCUAUCUUCAACCUAGGAUUAGGCUUGGUCUCUUCCUUGGAUGUGGUGUUCUUUUGCGUGCCCUGACUUCAGUUUGAGACUUGUGUCAUUGCCCAAUUGAGUGCAAGAAUCCAAAGUUACAGUUUGACCAUUCCAUCGGAGGGAGGUGGACCUGAAUGACUCUUUUACAAUCAGGGUUCAGAUCGGUGGUUUUCAAAUGCCAUCUAGGAUCAAAUUGCAACUUUCUUCAAAACGUGUUAAGACUCUUGAUCACUAUUAGCAAGAAGCUGAUAUGCUGAGUAGAAGCACAUUUUAUUAACCAAUCACAUUGGUACAAUUUGAUUGUGAACCUGGAUGAUUCUGUAUCUGUUUUUUUUUUAUGUCUAUGAAUUAUAUUUUAUUGUGUGAGAGAGAGAGAAGAUGUUCUAUGUCACCCUUUGUAGUUACAAAACGUUUCAUUCUUCCGUUAUAGUCGUCAUGGUUGAUUAGUGGUUCGCAAAGAUGUAGUUGACCCAAGAUAACUUUAAAUCUCUUGUACUACAUCGGAGAGCAGCAUUACAUUACAGAGUAGAAUUUAGGGUUGCCAAUAUUUAGGGGAGACCAAUUCCAAAAUAUGCUACUCCAAAUAUGGGCGAUAUUCAAUAUUAUCGCUGUGCGCUGUUAAUGACAAAAUAAUUCCAGACUCCUUUCUUUGCUAUUUAUGAUAUCAUAACCUCCUUCUCAUUUAGACCUCUUUUCAGCAUAUUGAUACUGCCUAACUGAUAAAACUGCACGGUUUUGAUUUGUAAAGUUCAAAUAAGAGUAUCGUCUAGUGCGUCGCAACAGCUCGACCAUGUAGUUGAUGACAAAUAUUGCCGAUCCUCGAGUUUGUCAUUCGUUAAGCCAUACCUAGUAGCGUUACAAGACGUUGCUACCAGAGAGUUGCCAGAUAAUGCCGUUACUCUUUCCUCCCCAGUGUAAUGCCUGUAUCUGGUGUACAGUGUGCGGUCGGAUGUGUGUGUGAUAAAGAUGAAUCCGUCCGUACCCAGAAAAGAAAACAAACAGCAUGACUUAUGUAUUUCAAAGGUUGAUUUAAUAAUAACAGGGUACAGUACACAUGUACUACUGGCAUGUAGAUCAUGAGCCCUAGAUCCACAGCCUCGUAACUUCCAAACUUGCUUUGAAACACCUAAAUGCUGUGCCAAGUCUUUGAAGUGAGGCAUUUUGACAAUAGUGCAUCUCGUCUACGAUUUCAAACUGUCACCCCAUGUCUUGUGAUGGUCGUCUUUUAUACAGUAGGAUUCCUUCUCUAGGUCCACUGUGGUAUGUUGAGCCCAGUCAUCUAAGGCUAAGUGGAAUUUGAAAAGGAGAUCCAUCCAGAAGGCUCUCUUUAAAAUGGCCAGUUUGCCUCCCACGAGCCGCCCGGUGCCUUGAGGGUUGUGUUGUUGUGACAGAGGCAGUUGGAGACGCACAGGGGUGAUGAUGCUGAUAGCAUUCCGAGUCACCACAGGGGCAAAGCUCUCUAGGUUGAAUGGACUUUGUGUGCUUCAAACAGUUUUGUCAGUUCUUAGUCCUUUUUAAAACUGGUUUGGCAAUUAGCAGUAAUCUGCGACAUAUAAUACAUUCAAUUUAUUGUUUUUCCUAUCAAGGUGGUCGGUUUUGACAGUGAAAGAAACUGUGUUGAAUUAAUGAAUUUGGAAGUGCUUACUGCAGCUCCAUGGUGAAUGGGUUACUUUUUUGAUAUUUGGAUGUGAAAAGUUACGCAUUAUGAGCAGGUUUUUGUUUCUCAGCCACUGUUGGUCCAGCCAACUUGCACUGCUUAUAUCUGUCUCUCUCUCUCAAAAGUAUAUUGUGAUUGUAUCUGUUGAGUUUAUUUAUGUUUUAGAAAGAUAAUGGUUAUAUAAGAAGAUAUGCCAACUUAAGUAAUAACGUAAGGUUGAUCAUAAUCUUUUUUCAUAUACAUUUACCAGAGUUGCAUUAGUCAUGUGACCCUGCAGCAGCACUGUCUAUCUCUGUUGUUCAGAUCACUUCUAGGAGAGCAAUGCACCAUUUGUCGGUUCAUAUGCUGAUCUGACUACAAACAACUUCAGGAAGAUUGUCAAAAAGAUAAAUAUAUUUUGUUCAUUGUUUAUCCGAUUGUGAAAUUAUCUUCCCAGUGUUUUCCUAUACUGUAUGACUGACCACUCACUUGUAUUGUGCCGAUCUUCAUUUUAAUUUGUCCUCAAUUAAGGGGUUCCAUUAUGGCUUGUAAUGACUCCUGUACGGUUAUGGGAAAUACUAAAUUACCUCUCAUAGCGUCAGACUCUGAGUGAAAUUAGAUUUGGACAAAUAUAUGCUUGUUAUUCAAGCAUUAAUUUGUUUCAUGUUAGCGUAUGAUCCAUGAGGGACAAUACCAUUUUGAUUUUAUACAAAUAUCAUCUGUUUACAACUUCUAACCAUCGACCCUUGGAAAGAGCAGGAAGACCGGAGUCUCAUUUACAGUUCUUGGUUUGGAUAUCAGAGUGAUCUGGGUAGGAGUAGAAAGGGGUGUAAUGGGAAAGUGUUUGCGACAGACAAACCAAGAGACCCAUCAGGCAUCAGAAUGGUUCAGGCUAACCCAGAUCUGUCAGACUCUGCUCCUGAAAAGACCCCCCUCCCCUUUUGGAAACUGGAGCAGACAGCUGACACAGUUUUCUUUUGUUCCCCCCCUUUUUAUUUCUUUUUGAGCACACUCAUCUCGUUUUUCAUGUUUUUGAACGUGUGGAAUUGACCGUUUUCUUUCACCUGAUCUCUAUUGUAUUUGAAGAGGAUAUGAUUGACUGCAUUCCAGUGUCCUGUUGAUCAGGAGGGUUAAUGGAAAGGAUGUGUUCUAAUCAGAAGGCAGGAGCUUACAUUGGCUUCAUGGUGACUGUUGGGUGAGAUGGAGAGAGAAAUGGAAAUGGGGCAGGAGAACUGAACAACUGAUCCCUGUGGGCUCCAGUCCUGCUGGGCUUGAAGUGGGAGAAAAACUGAGCGAAACAGCAGCGUUGGAUUUGGUCACCUUGAUGCUCAUACAGCAUUGCGUUCGAUGACCUCGUCUGUUUCAGCUUUCACCUAUCUGUGCUCUUUAUUACUCGGUUCACCAACAUACAAUAAUCAGCGUGUGUAUCAAUUCAAAAUGCAAUCAAGACUAUAGUUAAAUAGUGAAACUACAGUAUAUGCAGUAGAAAUCUCCACAGCCCAGGAUAUUUUGCAACUACCCGUGUUUUUAUUUUCUGUGCAAUGAAGGGCAAUAUGUACUCACAUUACAUACUCAACGUAUUUAGUUAUAACGCUUUACACUGUUCACAGAUCAUCACAAAAUCAGUGUAGUCAAGAUGUUACACUGUCAUAUUUUCCUACAGGUGAUAUUCACAUGUUUGUGCAGCAGAAUAAAAAUGUCUGUGACCUUCUGGAUAUGAUUGAAAUUUGGAUCAAAUCUGUUUAGGAUUUUUUUAGUCUGAAAUGUGUUUAUAAAUUGAGGAUAAUGAGCUUCCUAUACAAAUACUUUCAGGGAAAUUCUGAAGGUCAUGAGUGUAUUUGUUCUGUUGUCACUGACUCACCAUAGUGUCUUUUUCUCACAUUUAUCCAUAUGUGAUCUCCUGAGUGUACAUGAACUCAACAAGGAAGUGUCUUCAGUGUGCAUGUUUUUUGUAGGAGAUUGUGAUUGGAAGGGUUUUCUAUCUACUUUAAAGGAUCAAAUACAGUAUAUCACAGUAGUCAAUGUGCAACUAAGUGCUGUUAAAACACCAAAGAUCCUAUAAAAUAUAUGUUGAUCAUAAACAAAUAGAAAUGUAAAGCUAAGAAACAAUACAUUUUCUUUUUUUAUUCUCGAGGGUGAAAGACGAUAUCAUACAUUUUCCUUCCAUCUAGUAAGAAGUGGUCCCCUUACAUGGUGAGCUGUUAUGACCCGUUUGAAACUUUGUCAUCGUCUCCCUCCUUGCUAUUUUACAGUAUGAGAAUUUCAAGAGAAUGUAUCGUAUAAUGAAUGCAUUAAUUGAUACCAUAACGGCAAUAUAUCCUGCCAGCUGUUUAUAAUCCCUGAACAGUUUGUGUUCAGUCAAUUUGAACAAGGCAAUGUCAUUGGGGGUGGUCGUGUUCACAGUACAGAAUACUGUGCACAGGAUCUUCAAGACUGACCUCCUGCUCUUGAGAGCUUGGACCUAGUGCUAACGUUAGAUGGAACUAAUUCUUUCUGCAGAUAUUUUGCUUCCUCCAUUUAUUUGUAUCAUCUUUGUGGAGCUUUGUGGGUUUAUUCAUGGCAAAUGUUUCUGGUAAACAACCCACAUCCCCUCCUACAGAAAGACUCACUUUUGGCCAGCAAGGCAUUGAGCAAAAAUAACGAGAGCAAUCAAAAUGAAAAAAUAUUAGGAUUGUUUCCCGCUUGGUCGUUUUCAUGUCUUCCAGAAUCAUUUGCUCCUUGAGAAUUUGUUUUUUAUUUUUAUUAUCAUGAAACUGCAUCCUUGUUUGUUUUUUACUUCACCCAAAAGGAUAACUAUUUCUAUUCUGCUGAAUUAUUCAUACUUUCUUGAUAACUACUCAGGGGAAGAUAGAAAAUCAACCGAAUCGUUGGAUUACUCACAGUCGCUGCUCUGCUGUAUCAGAUCUGACCAAAAGGUCCCACAAUGAUCUGACACAUGGACACCCUGGGGGGUUGAAGAGGUCGAGCUUUAUCUAGUGUUGGCCCACCUGAGGGUGUAUGCGUUUACACUAGAGAUGAAGAUUCAGACCGGUGCAAAGAGGUAGCGGGAAAACAAACAAACAAAGCCGUGCCUCUAUAUCAACUGGUAGGAUUACACAACGGUGUAAAUGGAUGGAAACUAGACCUGGGAAAUUGAUGAAAGCAUUGCACUUAACUUUAUAAAUUACCAUGGAGAGUGCUGUUGGAAAUGACUGAGGAUAGGACCUGGCCUAGCCAGUCUGAUUCCCCAUACAAUCCCUCCCUUUGCCACUGAAUGUUGCUGAGGUGCAGGAGGCAGAGAACUUACAUAACUACAGUAUGCUCCUCUGUGAAUGGAUACUCCCUCUUAAGCACCUACACAGACUAGCCUCUGAUCCAGCGCAAUCAUCAGGAUAUUGAGUCAGAUAGGUAGCGGAACUAAUUGGAUGCUGAAGCUCAAGUUACAUCAGUCUUGUUGCAUUAGCCAUCUUCCAGACCCAAAACUUUCUCCCGGGAGACCAACUCUGAGUUGCGGUCCAUCUGCAAUGGCUGCUCAAUGUUCUUGACGAGGAGAGGCUUCAGUGAGGGAGUCGAUGUGUUUAACUGUAUGCCAGGUGCUCUGGGGAAAUACUGCCACAAAGUAAGAAGUUUUUAGAAGAGAGAAAGGCCUCCCACUUAUUUCCUCGCUCUUUGUUUGCCCCCUUUCUCUGUUGCUCUCCCUCUUCAAGUUGUUCUUCUCCCUCCCUUGCCCUCUUCCUUCCCACCCCCCCACUGUUCCACAGAUGCUCUCUUUCCUCCCUCUUAUCACCCCACCCAUGGUCUCUCCACUCCCAUUACAAUUUCUGCAUGCCCCUCUGCCCCUCUGCCCCCCUGCCAUGUCUCCUGUGAAUAAGAGGCUGGCACUUCAAAGCAAUGCUUUUAAUUAAUCCAAUUUGGUGAGGCAGUUCUAGGAGGGCACCUACCGUUCAGGAGAGAGGGUAGCAGGGUGGAUGAUGGGUGUCCUCAGAGGUGGUAUGGAAAAAAGAAGCCAUUACCCAUACUCCACCACUCCAUAAGUGGGGCCUGGGGACGUUCGGGUGAACUCUUCACUUGGUGUGUCUACAAAGACACCAGGUACUUGCACUACUUUAGUUAUCGAUGUGUGUCUUAUCUUUAAUGAGUACAAGCGUAUAAUCAUGCAUCACCACAGGCUCAAGUAACGCAUGCAACCUGCAAAUGGGCAAAUAACGAAUUAGGCCAACAUCCAAAUUUCAAUGGAAGACUAUGGAGACAAAGUGCUUGACUGUCUUUUAGCCACAGAUCUCCUCAUAAUGAAUUAACUGUU